AUGAGGAGCCAUUUGGCGGUGCAACUGGUUUCAAUGGAAAUGGUCGCGCGAAUGGGAGGAAAUCAGCAUCACACCGAAAGAACUGCUACCAAUUCUACUAGCAAGCGCUACACGGGGAAAACCGAAGAAGGUCUCUCUCACAAAACUAUCAAAAGCUACCUGUCAGCAUUGCGCCACCUACAGAUCCAGUCGGGUUUGGGCGACCCAUUCACCGCUACUCUCCCACAACUAGCUUAUGUCUUGAAAGGAAUUCGACGUCAGCAGGAACCUCGUCUGAAGGUCGACCAGCGCUUGCCUAUUACACCGGCAGAAUUGAGAAUUUUGAAAGAUGUGUGGGCAAAAAGAUCACCAUUUUACGACGACGCAAUGCUAUGGGCUGCAGUCUGCACGGAUUUCUUUGACUUUACGCGAGCGGGAGAGUUUACCGUAAGCUCCGUAGCAGCAUUCGACGCCUCUGUUCACCUGGCUCCACAAGACGUCAGCAUCGACUCACAUGUCACUCCGUCUGUGCAAGAAAUUUGCCCAGUGGUUGCUCUGCUGAGCUAUGUGGUGCUUCGAGGCAACGCGCAAGGCCCCUUAUUUCUCUACGACGAUGGCACGUCACUCUCGCGCAAUAGGUUGGUCCGAGAAGUUCAACGGGCGCUCACAGAAGCCGGACGUGACUGCACAGGCUUUACAGGCCACAGCUUCCGCAUUGGUGCAACGACGACAGCGAAGGCAAGAGGGUUGGACGAUUCCAUAAUCAAAGCCCUUGAAAGGUGGAAGAGUACAGCGUUUGAGUCGUGCAUAAGAAUCCCUGGCAGCAGUUUAGCAGAAUUUUCGCAGUCACUCGUGUAA
This is a messenger RNA of Corticium candelabrum, 837 nucleotides long. RefSeq lists its product as uncharacterized. Gene Ontology annotation, molecular function: DNA binding. Lineage: Eukaryota; Metazoa; Porifera; Homoscleromorpha; Homosclerophorida; Plakinidae. The transcript is spliced from 3 exons. Gene Ontology annotation, biological process: DNA recombination; DNA integration. Bases 1 to 837 code for a protein of 278 amino acids. The record is from RefSeq and is a predicted model, not a curated record.